CUCUCUCUCUCUCUCUUAUCUUCUUAAGUUUUUCUGUAUGUUUGUGUUUCUUGCAAUAAUGGAGUAAAAAUAUGAUUUAACCAUUUGCAGCUGUUUUAAUCUGAAAUUCUGUAUCUGGAUAAUAAAGUUUUGGUCUUUUAAUGGUUAUAUAAACUGGGUUUUAGAUUGUACGGAUCAUCUUAUUGUAAAAUUUAGUUGAAUUUUUGAGGAAGAAUUGUGGGUUUCCAAAUGAAAUAUUUUGUGGGUUUUUCUAUGUGAUUGAAUUGUUUUACCUGGCAAUUGAAAUUGAAUAGAAGAUCCUUUGUUUGCUUCAUCCUAAAUGAGUGAUUCUUAGGUGAUUAACCCUUUUUAGUAAUAACAAAACAAAAAUAUAUGAGGGAAAUGGGGGAAAAUGAUAUGAAUUUUUUGAUUAAUUUGGAUAAAAUAGCUCAAGAUAUCAAAAAUGUUAUCUUUGUUGAAAUUCAGGCAUUAAUGGGAGAAACAAAGGUGGGUACAUCUACAUCAAGCCAAGCCAGUGAUAGAAAUCAAUUGCCUAAAUUGAUUGAUCCUGCAUUUGCAAAGUUUUUCAUUCAAGCCCCUCAAAAGCUGCAGAAUUUUUUCAAGUCACAUAUUAGAGUACCAGGGAAAGUAGAAGAGAGAAAGGACGUAAAACAGCAUAGCAUCAAAAGGGAACAAAAAUCUUCUAACGAAUGGGAGGCUGAAUUGCAGAAACAACUGCAACUUUGGCGUGCGAACCCUUAUUGGAGUGAUCAACCACCUGAAAUAGAGGUUACUAUACCUAAAGGAUCACUUUGCAACCUACACGUGAAAUUUGACGCUGGGUUGCCACCAGAUGCCGUGUACAACAUCGUUAUUGACCCUGAUAGUAAGAGGGUCUUUCGUAACAUCAAGGAAGUCGUGUCUCGGAAGGUGUUGGUUGAUGAAGGUUCUCGACAAGUGGUUCAGGUGGAACAAGCGGCUAUAUGGAAGUUCCUAUGGUUAUCGGGAACUAUAUCCGUUAAUGUCUUAGUAGAACAAAACAGGGACGAUCACUCGAUGAGAUUCAAGCAGAUUAACACAGGAUUCAUGAAGAAAUUUGAAGGGUGUUGGAGAGUAGAUCCGGUAUUUGUUGAUGAGAAAAUUUGCUACCCAUUUAAACCUAAAACUUUAUCUGAAUAUCGUUCAUGUACGGGAGGAAAAGGAAGGAUUGGAUCAAGGGUUAGUUUAGAGCAACUGCUUCAACCAGCUAUUCUCCCUCCCCCUCCGCUUUCAUGGUAUAUUAGAGGAAUCACCUCGAAAACUUCAGAAACGUUGAUGAAUUAUCUGCUCGAAGAGGUUGCACGGAUUAAGGGUAUUUCUCCAUUGACGGAUUUAAGUCCGGAUGAGAAGUUUGAUCAAGAAAUGAAUAAUGAAUUGAAGAUAGAUGAAGUACGCGACAUUAAGAAAAGAUGGGCAUUGAGACGGAGAAAUGCAUUGCGUCAUCGUACGAAGUAAUGGAUGUUUGUAUCUAAGCUUAAAUUGCUAUUCAAUUUUGCUGCAUUUGUAGCAGUAGAGUAUUGAUUAAUCAGAAGAAAAAAAGAAAAGAAAAAGGCAAUGAUCUUCCCUUAGUUUUGAUUUUAUGUAAUUGAACAAUAUAGAUCACAAGUUCAUGUAAAUUUUCUAUGUACAAAAUGAUGUUACAACAACAGGAUGAAUUACAUGGUUCGAUAGCAAAUUAAUCUA
Amaranthus tricolor (Joseph's coat) is the source of this 1701-nucleotide messenger RNA. RefSeq lists its product as uncharacterized. The transcript has 5 exons. Lineage: Eukaryota; Viridiplantae; Streptophyta; Magnoliopsida; Caryophyllales; Amaranthaceae. The coding region runs from base 373 to 1473 and encodes 366 amino acids. The record is from RefSeq and is a predicted model, not a curated record.